Molecule: messenger RNA, 2982 nt
Organism: Arxiozyma heterogenica
Lineage: Eukaryota; Fungi; Ascomycota; Saccharomycetes; Saccharomycetales; Saccharomycetaceae
Gene: SGD1
Product: Sgd1p
Exons: 1
Coding region: 1-2982 (993 amino acids)
Biological process (GO): ribosomal small subunit biogenesis
Cellular component (GO): nucleolus
Molecular function (GO): protein binding; RNA binding
Source: RefSeq, a predicted model, not a curated record
AUGUCAAGAAGGCAAGGUAUUAAUAUCCCUGGUGUGAUCCUAGAUCAAUUGAAAGAGAGAGACUAUUCUAAUGAUGUUAGAUUUCAAAAUGGAUCCAAAAAUGGUCAGAAGAGAGGUGCUUCUACACAACUGAACAGAAAAGAGAGAAGGAAACAACAAAGAGCAGAGAAGAAGCAGAGAAGAAACAAGACAGGAACAGUAGACAGAUCAAAAAAGAGUGUCUGCCAAAAAGGCGGAUUUAUUUCUGAUCAGAAGCAGUUGAAAAAUGAUAAAGAAAUUCGUAAAUAUGAUAAUUUAAGUAGUGAUUCGAAAGUUACAAAAAGAGAUAAUAAGAAGGGACAAGAUAGUGGUAAAAUGGAGUUGCUCUUUUCCUCUGAUGAUGAAUUAUCUGAAGGUGAUUUUGACGAAUUUGAUGAUAAUGAUUUAAAUGAAGAAGAAUGGGAACAGUUGCGAGACUUGGAAGAAGAGGAUGAUGGAGGUGAGGAUGAUAGUGGUAGGGAGGGUAACGAUAGUGAUGAUGUAUAUAUGACUGUUGAAGAAACUAUGACUAAACUGAAGAAGUUACAAAAGCUUAAAGAAUCCAAAAAGAAAAAGGAUAAAGAUACAGAAUCCAUUUCUAAAUCAAAGGAUAAAAAGAAAUCACAUAAUAAGGAUAACAGUGAGGUAAUUCACCCUUUGACCCCAGCUGAAAGAGCUGCUAUUGAAAGAGAUGAAAUGGAUAUGAAAUAUUAUGCUAAGAAAUUGAAUUUGAAGGGCAAAAAGAAAAAGAUUCACGCUAGAGAUGAAUUCGAUGCUAUUGGUGGGUUAUUGGAUGGUCUUAAUUUCUUUGAAAACUAUGGGCAGGAUGAUGAUGAAUACGGUGAUUUUGCGAUAAAGGAUAAGAAUAAUAAUGAGGACAAUGACAAAGUCUCAGAAAUUAGCGGAAGUGACAGUUACAGCUAUAGUGAAGUGUCCGAGGGUGAAUCCGAGGAUAUCAUUGAAAAUCCAUUUUCUUCUGAUGACGAACUUUCUGAAAGUGAUUUUGAAGACUUUGAUGAAGAUGAUUUAGAUGAUGAAGAAUGGGAACAAUUAAGAGAAUUGGAAGAUAAUAAAUCAAAAAAAAGCGAUCAAAAAUCUAAAAAGGAAAAUCCUUAUAUUGCAGCAACCUAUUCUUCCCCUGAUGCUAAUGAAACAUAUAUUCCACCAUCAUUGAGGAAAAAGCAAUUAGAAACUUCAACUGAAGAAUCUGCUCUUAUUUCAGAUAUUAAUAAAAGAGUUAAAUCAUCAUUUAACAAGCUAUCCGAUAGUAAUAUUAAUGCGAUUAUUACUGCAUUGAAUGAAUUAUAUGAGAAUUACCCAAGAAAUUAUGUUACUGAUGUUAUUACAAAACAAAUUUUGGAUACUGUUGAUCAAGGCAAUAGAUUAUUAGAUAGUUUCAUUAUAAAUUAUGCUGCUGUAGCGUAUUCUUUGUUUAGAUUAAGGGGUUUAGAGAUUGGUGCAUCCUUUAUACAAAGAGUAGUAGAAGCAUUCUUGUCAUACUAUUCUAAGAAAUUUGAAGAAUUGAAAAAUUUAAAAUCUGAUGAUGCUAUAAAUUUAUCAAAGGAGUGUAACAACAUUAUUACAUUACUAUCUUACUGUUAUAAUUUUGGGUUUAUUUCGUGCAGAUUAAUAUAUGAUAUAAUUAGAACUUUUGUUUCAACACCCAACGAAUUAACUACGGAACUAUUGUUAAGAAUUGUGGCAGUAUCUGGGCAAUUGAUACGUGGUGAUGAUCCAUCAGCUUUAAAAGAUAUUUUAUCUGAAUUGUUAAAUAAUGUGAAGACUUUGAACAAGAAAAGUCCUAGGUUGCAAUAUUUAUUAAGUACAUUAUCUGAUUUAAAAAAUAAUAGAUUAAAAGCAUCAGUGGUAGCAGUAGAUCACCAACCUUUGAAAAGGAUUAUUAGUUCAAUUAUUAAAUCAACUGUAUCAAUAGAGCCGCUACAAGUAUCAUUAGAUGAUAUUAAAAAUGUUAAUGAAAGAGGUAAAUGGUGGUUAAUUGGUGCAUCCUGGAGGGGUAAUAUGAAUUCUGCAUUUGACCAACAUGAUAAUGAGGAUUCUGUUAAUAAAAAGGAUAAGAGUAAGAACACUGAAGAAAUACAGGAAAUUAUAUCUCUCGAAGAUGAUUUAUUGGAUGAUAUUCCUGAUUGGGAUAUGAUUGCAAGAGAACAAAGAAUGAAUACUGAUGUUCGUCGUGCUAUUUUCAUUAGUAUAAUGUCGGCCCAAGAUUAUGUCGAUGCAUUUGAAAAAUUGGAGAAGUUGAAUCUUAAAAACAGACAAUUAUUGGAGGUUCCAAAAGUUGUGUUACAUUGUUUACUGACAGAUGCUGGACAAAAUGGUUAUAACCCUUACUACGCGUUGGUUGCUUCAAAAAUAGCUGAGCAUCACCAUCAAUUAUCAAAGGCAUUCCAAUUCUUAUUUUGGGAUACUGUUAAAAAAUUUGAGGAGUCCUCUGAUUCAGAUUCAGAAAAUGGCAUGUUUUUCAAUGCGGAUAGUGGGGAUGAAGACGAGGAGAAAAGAUUAGCAAGGAUAGCUAGUCAAGGAAAGUUUUUUGGUUAUUUAUUUUCCGAAGGAAUAUUGAAAUUAGAUAGUUUUAAACACGUUCCUAUAAUGGGAGGUUUAACUAAUGAUGGUAUUUUAUUUAUUGAAGUUUUGUUGUACUUUUUGAUGUUAUUAAUUGGUAAGAAGUCAGAGAAGAGUAAAAAGAAGGAUGCAGAUGGGAACAAGGUUUUUGAAUACACUGAUCAAUAUUUACUUUCAUUCAUUGGAAAAGGUAUUAAUAUUGAAAAUAAGUCUAUCAUUUUGAAAAGUUUGAAAUGGUUUAUCACUAAGAAUUUAAAAUAUAAGAAGCUUUUGGUUGGUAAGUCAAAUGAGAAGGCCUAUAUCAGGGAUAAGAGAAGAAUAGAAUGGGCAAUAACAAGAUUUGUUGAAUUAAUUGAAGAAGAAUUUGAGAAUAUCAGUAUUUAA